ACCUACUCAAUACACGAACAAAGUCAAGUAUAAUCAUUACACAACAGAUACUAAUUGUAUGGUACCUUAAUGAUCUAUACAAGUUGAUUAACGCCAUGAACAAAAAAAUACAGGUUAGGACGACAGACAAGAAUGACAUUAUAGUUGGUGUAAGUAACACAUAAUUAAGGAGGAGACCCCCAUCUCACUAAGCAUCUUAAUGAAGUUACACUGCUGGCCAAUAUUAACAGUUAACACCACCUUAUAAAUAAAUCAGUCGUGUAGCUAAUAAUUAAUUAACACAAGGACUAAAUCCAUGUCCUGAAUCGCUUCCUCAACUCUAUUAGCCUUACACCGGAGUUGGUUCGUUUCCUCUAGUCCAAUGAUCAUAUUUAAUCUUCCCUUAAAUCGUUAGAAGAAAAUUUCCGAAACUUGUCGUUAUAAUUUGAAUGUAUCGAAUGAGACAACACCACCAUAACGUGUAGAUAUCUUUUCAAGAACACCGCAUGCUAUGUUUUUUUUUUCGCAUGCUACGUUGGGAACUAAUAACGUGUAGAUAUAAAAGUAGUUGACGAAUGAUACAAGUUUGUGGAAAUGAAUUAUUUGAUGGGAUGAAAGUCGCUUAACAAAUAGUGAUAUGUAGCUUGCAUGUGCUAGGUUCAUGAGAAUAGUUUAAUUUCGAAAUUUCUUGCGAAAGGAAGUAACUUAAGAUCUUAAGUUUAUAAAUAUAAAAAGAAGGAAAGAAAGAAAGAAAGAAAGAAAGAAAGAUGAAAGGUGUACAAAACAUUUACAACAAUGCUUACAGCGUCUCGUCCUUGCUCGUAUUCUUUGUCCUGAUUCUGUUUCGUCCGGCACUCUCGAUCAGUGCCGCCAAUAGAUUGUCGUCUUCAGAGUCUCUCACAAUCUCAAGCAACAGAACACUUGUAUCUCCCGGCGGAGCCUUCGAGCUUGGUUUCUUCAAACCCUCGGCACUUCCGCGUUGGUAUCUCGGAAUACGGUAUACCGAAGUCUCUGAGAAGAUCUACGCAUGGGUCGCCAACAGAGACAACCCACUUCUAACUUCCACUGGAACGCUCGAAAUCUCUCGCAACAAUCUCGUCCUGAUAGGUCAGUUCAAUAAAACUGUUUGGUCGACGAAUCUUACUAGCCGCGAUGCGCCGGUGAUAGCCGAGCUUCUCUCCAAUGGAAACUUCGUCCUGAGACACUCCGACAACAACGACGACCCUAGUUCAUUCUUGUGGCAGAGUUUCGAUUUUCCGACAGAUACUUUACUUCCGGAGAUGAAACUAGGUAUCGACCACAAAAACAAGCGCAACUGGAUCCUCACAUCAUGGAGAAGUUCGGAUGAUCCGGCGAGCGGGAACCUCACGUUCAACCUCGAAACUCAAUGGGGAUUGCCUGAAUUUAUUCUUCGUUCGGAUGGAAGGGUAGCGGCAAGGAGCGGUCCCUGGGAUGGAAUCGAGUUUAGCGGCAUACCGGCGAUGCAUAGAUCCGAUAACAUUAUUUCCAAUUUUACGGAUAACAGUGAUGAGGCCGCUUACAGCUUCCGUAUGACCAACCAUAGCAUCUACUCGAUAUUGACAGCGAGAGACCGGAUGCUCGUGCAAGUCACGUGGACCUCGACAUCAUGGCCAUGGAAGCUGUCCUUGGAAAAUUUAUUCACGGGUAUCUGCGAUGUUUACCAUGUCUGUUAUGGUCCGAAUACUUACUGUGACAUAAACACGUCACCUCGCUGUAACUGUAUCAGAGGCUUCGUACCACAAAAUGCCACUGAAUGGGCAGAGCGGGAUGAGUGGUUAGGCCGUUCAAUAUCUGGGUGUGUCAGGAAGACGCAGCUUAACUGUGAAGAGUAUCGUGUUUUUGUGCUGCUUAACAACACCAAGUUGCCGGAUACUAAGACGGCGACUGUGGAUCAGGGAAUCAUCGAUGAGAAGAUAUGCAAAGAGAGGUGUCUUAGCGAUUGUAACUGUACGUCGUUUGCGUUUGGAAAAAACGGUCUAGGUUGUGUGACCUGGACCGGAGACCUCGUUGAUAUCCGGACUUACUUCGAAGGCGGUUAUGCUCUCUUUGUUAAAGUAUCUGCUGAUGAUCCAGAUUUUUCCUCGGGUGAGAAGAGAGACCGAACUGGAAAAACUAUAGGUUGGAGUAUCGGUGGUGUCAGCGUUUUGCUUCUUCUGAGUGUUAUACUCUUCUGCUUUUGGAAGAGGAGACAGAAGCAAGCAAAAGCAGAUGCAACACCUAUUGAGGGAAACCAAGUUCAAUUGAACGAGAUGGUGUUAAGAAACAUAAAUUCGUCUCGCGAGGACGAAAUAGAAGAUUUGGAUCUUCCAUUGAUGGACUUUGAAGCUGUUGUCGCAGCCACCGAACGUUUCUCUCAUUCCAACCAGGUUGGAAAAGGUGGUUUUGGUGCUGUUUACAAGGGAAGGUUAAGUGACGGGCAAGAAAUUGCGGUGAAGAGACUAUCGGCAAUGUCAGCUCAAGGUACCGAUGAGUUCCUGAAUGAAGUUAGGCUAAUAGCAAGGCUUCAGCAUGUAAACCUAGUGAGACUUCUUGGCUGUUGCGUUCAAGCCAACGAAAAAAUAUUAAUAUACGAGUACUUGGAGAAUCUAAGCCUCGAUUCUCAUAUAUUUGAUAAAACCAGAAGCUCUAUGUUAAAUUGGCAAAUGAGAUUUGAUAUCAUCAAUGGUAUUGCCCGAGGGCUUCUGUAUCUUCACCAAGACUCACGGUUUAGAAUCAUCCAUAGGGAUUUGAAAGCAAGCAAUGUCUUGCUUGAUAAAGAUAUGGCUCCAAAAAUUUCAGACUUCGGAUUGGCUAGGAUGUUUGGACGGGAUGAGACGGAAGCUAACACGAGGAAGGUGGUCGGAACUUAUGGGUACAUGUCUCCAGAAUAUGCGAUGAAUGGGACAUUCUCGAUGAAAUCAGAUGUGUUCAGUUUUGGGGUCUUGCUUCUUGAAAUUAUAAGUGGAAAGAGGAAUAAAGGCUUCUGCGACUCGGAUAGUAAUCUUAAUCUUCUCGGACAUGUGUGGAGGAAUUGGAAUGAAGGUCAAGGUCUGGAGAUAGUAGACACGGCGGUCAUCGUAGAUUCUUCAUCACCAACGUGCAGGCCACGUGAAAUCUUAAGAUGCUUACAAAUUGGCCUCUUGUGUGUUCAAGAACGUGUAGAGGAUAGACCAAUGAUGUCGUCAGUAGUUUUGAUGCUCGGAAGUGAAGCAGUAUUUAUCCCUCAACCUAAACGGCCAGGUUACUGUGUAGCCAGCGGAAGUUCUCUUGAUACUCGGAGUGAAGAUGAAUCUUUUACGGUGAACAAAGUCACCAUGUCAAUCAUUGACGCUCGGUGAUGUGAUGAUAAUAUUUCAUUCAGCAACCAGAUGAAGGGCCUCUACCUAAAUAAUAAUGA
Brassica rapa (field mustard) is the source of this 3376-nucleotide messenger RNA. Its product is annotated as receptor-like serine/threonine-protein kinase SD1-8. The record is from RefSeq and is a predicted model, not a curated record. Gene Ontology annotation, molecular function: ATP binding; protein serine/threonine kinase activity. Lineage: Eukaryota; Viridiplantae; Streptophyta; Magnoliopsida; Brassicales; Brassicaceae. Gene Ontology annotation, biological process: recognition of pollen; protein phosphorylation. Gene Ontology annotation, cellular component: plasma membrane.